AUGGAUACUGAUAUUUCACUCCAAGACUACCUUGCCAUUAGAAAUAUUGCCUUUGAAUGGGCAGAAAGCUACGAUACCAAAGACUGGGAUCGUCUGCAAAAAUGUCUCGCACCCUCGGUCCGGUUAGACUUUCGCAGUCUUCAUGGGGCUUUGCAUGAGAAUCUAUCCCCAGGGGAGUACUCGACUAUCCUUUUUGGCAUGAUAGGGGAUAAAAGAUUAAAGACUCAGCAUCUUCUUGGUGGAUCACAAUGGGAGCGUUUGAAUGACGGCACAAUCAGAGUCGCCUAUCAAAUCCGAGUGGCCCAUCAACGAUAUGUUGAUGAGUCCCUAGGUAGGGUGGCAAACAAAGGGCAUGGUCACGGAGUUACAACACAUUGGUAUAGAAAAUUUAAUGAAGUUUGGAAGUUGGAAGGUGUCGCACCUAAACUUGAAUGGGACGAAUAUGAUAUAUUCGGGACUCUUGCUCCACCUGAGGAUGAGACAGUUUAG
Molecule: messenger RNA, 489 nt
Organism: Trichoderma asperellum CBS 433.97
Lineage: Eukaryota; Fungi; Ascomycota; Sordariomycetes; Hypocreales; Hypocreaceae
Biological process (GO): melanin metabolic process
Molecular function (GO): scytalone dehydratase activity
Source: RefSeq, a predicted model, not a curated record